GUCCUAACUGUGUUUGGACAGGUAUGAAGCACUGAGAAAAGGCUUCUCUGGAUAUCACGAUAGCCUAACAACCAUAUCAGUGCAACUUGUUUAUGGAAAUUUUGUCAUAACUCAUUGUAUACCAGCAGAAUAUUUCUUUAAGGAUAUACUGACAUGUGUCAAAACUGACACUAAGUGAGUAAAACUAGACGCCUCAAUAUUAAACCAGGUCAACGGAAGUCGUUGGAUUAUCUAUGAAGGUUCAGGGUUCCACUGCCAUGGACAUCACACAUAUGAGCAUGGACAGGGCCUUAGAAGGGAAAGAUCUGUCAGUUGGAUAUGAUGGCGGAAUGGCUAGCUCAAGUUAUCCUUCAACUGGGAAUGCUGUGCAAGAUAUGUCUCCAGGACAUGGUCAAGUUGGGGAAGAGGCUGGGGGAGCUGUAGAUCCGGAAUAUCCAAAUGAUGUUGACCGAACCAAUAAGAUCAAUAUUGCUUCAUCUUCCAUCACAAGCAAAACGAAGGAGUGUACCUUUCAAGAAAACGGGGACAUUGUUUCAGAUGAAGAUAAAAAAGAUCAUGUCACAAUCAUGCCCAGUAUCAGCAAUGUUUAUACGAUGGAUGAAAGACCUUCAACUCAAGUUGCCCCGCUGUCAGAAGAACAUAUCUGCAUCAGUACAAACAUCACAAAAGAAGUGGACAAAGAACCACCAAAGGCCAAACCCUUUGUUUCAGGGUAUGCCAAUGUAGCAUAUGUCCCGGAUGUGCCAGCGAUAGAGCCUCAGGUGUUCAUCAUAGAUGAUGGCUGUGUGCAACAUGGCUCUGAAGGCACAUAUAUCAGGUAUGAAUCGCAGAUAGACAAAAAGGAAGGAUCCAAGCAGUUACUUCGGCAAAUAGUCACCCUGCUUGGUGGGUGUUUCAAUGUUUUCCUUGGUUUGGGAUUUCCUUUUUCACUUGGGGCCCUCUUUGUUGAUUGGUUAGAGGAUUUUCAAACCACACGUGCUGCAACCGCAUCUAUCCAAUCAACGUCCACUGGAUUGACAUUCAUGGGAGGACUUGUGAAUGGCUUCCUUAUCCAGAGGUUUGGUAUCCGAGCUGUGUUGUGUUCAGGUAGCAUGGUGUCUUCCCUUGGACUGUUUGCGAGCUGGUUUGCAACAAGCUACACCUUCACCCUUGUAUCUAUAGGCGUGGUAAUGGGUUGUGGUUGUAGCAUGGUGUAUCUGGCAAACAAUGUCAACGUUACCUUGGCGUUCCGUGACCCUAGGGCCAAGGCCUUUGCAUUAGCAUUAAUGACGUCAUCAGGUGGUCUUGGGUCCAUGAUCUUCCCCACCAUCUUGCAGGAACUCAAGCGGGAGUUUGGCUGGAGAGGAGCACUGCUUAUAAUGAGCGGUAUUUACCUAAAUGUUGCUCUAUCAGGUCUCCUAGUUACGUCAUCACUUGGUGUAUCGCCUACAUCUCGGUUGAAAAACAAUACAAAUAUCGAGGCCACAUCUAAAUUUCGUCGACUGUUGAAUCCCUUAUAUGGUGCUUACUUGUUGUGUGGCUUAAUAGGAUUUGGUUCCAUCACAGCGACUGUCUUGACUGCAGUUGACUUUGGUGUCUCAAAGGGUCUGUCUGCAGAAACGGGAAUAAUGAUUAUGCUGUUAAUAAAUGGGACAAGCACUGGAAUGCGUCUUAUGGCGGGUUUCAUACAGAUGAUCCCAGGAGUGAAGACCUACCAUGUGUUCUGUACAUCAGUGUUGGUGUCCAGUACCGCUCUGAUAGUGAUAUCGUGGGCGGAUUCCUAUGGCAUGAUAAUGGCCUGCUUCUCAGUUUACGGAUUGGCUGCAGGCGGGAUGGUGUCCACCUUUGCUAUUGUUGUCUUCCAAGUGGUGGGGGAAGACAUGUAUGCUGUGUCCAUGGGAUUAGGCGGGGCAGUCACUGGAGCCUCAAACACAACGCUGGGGAUACUAAUGGGGAAACUGUAUGACUUGACUGGGUCGUAUGAUCUGCCUUUCCUGAUAUUCGGCAGUAUGGGUGUGAGUGUCGCCUUUUUGCCAGUGAUCAUUCAGUGUCUGAAAUCCAUUGGCACUCACAAAUCUGUCACUAUUUCACACCAGUGAGGUUCCAUAUUCAUUGAUGUCAAAGUUACAAACAGCAAACAGCGGAAUACCCAGCUAGUUCCUGUGAAAAGAUUUGGGACACAUUUAAUGUUAAUUCAUAAACUGUUUUUGCUGCAAAAAAUAAGAUUAAAAGCAAGGUAUCAACAUGUAAUAAUCACUAUCUGCACAAACGGAGGACAAGCAACCCCUACCCAGUAUGCCGAGUAUCACACCAAUGAGGUUCCACAUUCAUUAAAGGCAAGGUCACAAAGAGCCAAGAGCGAAAUACCCAGCUAGUUCUUGUGGAAAGAAUGUGACUCAAGGACAUAUUUAAGUUACAACUAUUACAGUUUGUUAAAACGAAACUAAAAUUACAGAAAAGGAAACCAGUUCAUUAAAAGGAGAAAGAGCAAAACCUACUCAGUAUACCCGCAGUACACAUGCUGCAGAGACUCGUUCCAUUCAGAAAUCAUUUUUACAAAGUUUUACAAUUUUGUCUACCAACAUUUCAAUUAAAUUUAUCACUCGUUGCGUGAAAGCUGAACAAACAUUGCGGGGUUGGGUAAUUGGAAGUUUUGUCAUGAAAUUCAAUCUAAACUGCCGACAUCAAGCCAAUUUCACACUAAAGAUGUUAGCCAAGGGAUUGUGAUCGGUUGCUGGUCAGAGUAACCACAUUUCGAUGUUUGUUGCUUUUAGGAGAUGCGUCUUGAAGGUCAUCAUGUAACGGGUGCAAAAAUAUACAUUAAGAUUUACGUCAAUGGCCCGUACUUAAUUGAGCACAUGCGAAUUGUUCCCACAAUUGCACAUACAGGGGCAUAUGUACAGUACUGUAGGAAGGCAUGCCUCGAAGCGGAUGUAGCAGAUGCAUUUGUAAACUGACAGUGCAAAUUCGCUUCUGAAAUCUGAAACAUUCGAACGAGAACACACAAUCACUGUGUCGGAUUUCCUCUCUACGGUUCAGGCUUCCAUUACAGUAUUGCCCUUGAUGAAUGAUUAAUAGCACGUCUUAUACAUGUACAGGUGGGAUAGACAACACAGUUCAGUUGAAUCCAUGUAAAAUUGGAUUGGUUGAGCAGGGUCUGCAUAUUUCACGGACAUGCUGAAACGCUUAAUUUGUAAUUGGACGGCUGGGGAUAUCAAAAGUACAAUAGCAACCUUUCACACGACAGGCACUGUUCCCACUUCAGAGUAUUACGGUAUAUUUGAAUAGCCCCGGUGACCCCGUGAUAUCUCAAUAUAACUGUAACUAUACAAGGUCCAUUUCAGAAUUAUUCGUUCAAAUAUGCAUGUACUGUGCUCUGAGUCAUUGUGCAGAGUGAGAACAGUUUUUGAUUUUUGCAGAAUUGUUCAGAUGGGAAUAAAUGUUUGCAACCAC
Molecule: messenger RNA, 3432 nt
Organism: Haliotis rufescens (red abalone)
Lineage: Eukaryota; Metazoa; Mollusca; Gastropoda; Lepetellida; Haliotidae
Product: monocarboxylate transporter 11-like
Exons: 7
Coding region: 234-2078 (614 amino acids)
Biological process (GO): transmembrane transport; monocarboxylic acid transport
Molecular function (GO): monocarboxylic acid transmembrane transporter activity
Source: RefSeq, a predicted model, not a curated record